This is a messenger RNA of Osmia bicornis bicornis, 4159 nucleotides long. It is a transcript of the gene mus201, whose product is annotated as DNA excision repair protein ERCC-5. The transcript is spliced from 9 exons. The record is from RefSeq and is a predicted model, not a curated record. The coding region runs from base 621 to 3983 and encodes 1120 amino acids. NCBI's taxonomy places the organism in Eukaryota, Metazoa, Arthropoda, Insecta, Hymenoptera, Megachilidae. Gene Ontology annotation, molecular function: single-stranded DNA binding; DNA endonuclease activity. Gene Ontology annotation, cellular component: nucleus. Gene Ontology annotation, biological process: nucleotide-excision repair.
CGUCCACAGCUUGAUACUGCGUAAUAUAGGACGAAUAUGUGGUUAGGCAAAUUAACGUUCUAUCAGCUUAGUUUUUACUCUAUUGCAAAUAUAAUUUUAUUUAAAUAAACCGAUGGACAGUAGUUUCAGAAAUACAUAUUAUGUACACCGUGAAUUUUUUGAAAACAAUUAUAUACAUUCUUAUUCCGUAAUUUAUUAAAAGUCUAUUAUAAUGUUGAUAAUUUUAUUAUGUUUUCAUGACGUUUAUACGAACAAGUUUUAUUGUAAUUUAAUAUUAUUCGCGCAAAUAAUUAACAAAUCGGUGCAGUUACGUAUGUUAUAGGAACAAUAAUAAAAAAAUAAUCAACCCUUUCAAUAUAAAUAAAUGUGUCAUUUUAUAGGACUGAUUUGAAUGCACUUUAAUAAAAGCGAAAUAUCGUCAAUAACGUUUACAAAAUCUGAUGAAAUAAAUUACAAACUUAUUUUUAUCUUUUUAUUUUACAAUUUUUAGUUUUUUCAAAUAGUAGAUGGAAAUGUCAAAAGCGCGCAUACAAGUGUAUUGUUUUUGUAAUCAGCUGAUCAGUGCGGUGCGAUGUCUGGUUGGGUGAAAACGUAUACAGUGAGAUUUUUCACCUGGCACAAUGGGUGUUUACGGUCUAUGGCGUUUACUUGAUAAAACAGGAAAGCAGGUUCCUUUGGAAACACUUGAAGGAAAAGUGUUAGCUAUUGAUAUAUCAAUAUGGAUACAUCAAGUAUUACAGGGAUAUCAGGACCGUUUUGGUAAUCCUAAACCUAAUGCACAUCUAAUUGGUUUAUUCUAUAGAAUAUGCAAACUCUUGUAUUACAGAAUCAAACCAGUUUUUGUAUUUGAUGGAGGUGUGCCAAUGCUCAAAAAGGACACAAUUGCUUUACGCAGGAAGCAGAAAUCUAUGGCCAAGAAUAAAGCCCAACAGAUGAGGACAGAAUUAAUAAAUAAUUUGAUAAAGCAUUCUGCUGUGAAAACCGUUCUCAAUCCAGGGAGUGAAGAUAGUACAAUUGGCCCUUCUGAAAUAGUUAUAAACUUGCAAAAUAAGCAACCUGAGGAUGAUAUCUUCAAAUUACCAGACGAACCAAGCACCAGUAAAACACAAUUAAGUCUUAGCGAUGAUUACGAUUCCGAUUCGUCUGUUGAGCUGAGUCCUCGUAAACAAACAAAAUGGAUCGGAAACAUUCAUAACGUGGAUGUGAGCAGUGCCGAAUUCAAGGCUUUACCUGCCGAUAUGCGCUAUGAAAUCCUGACCGAUCUCAAGGAAACUAGGAAGCAAAAUUCAUGGGGUAGAUUGCACGAAAUGCCCGAGGAAUCACACGAAUUUUCUGGUUAUCAAAUGAAACGUUUGUUGAAACGUCGAUUAGUCCAACAAAGUUUAGAAUCUGCAGAAAAGGAAAUGGGUGGGAAAACACUUACAUUGGACGAAUUAGAUAAAUUAUUAAAAGAACAGGGUAUAAAUACUACUGGUCAGAACUGUACUUAUCGUGUUGCUUCGGACAGUACAACUAGACUAAUUUAUAUCAGUGAUAAAAAUGCGUAUAUUAAAAACAAUACCAAUGAUGUUAAUUCAAAUGAUGAGAGCGAUACAAGUAACACGGAUAAAAUUGAUACAAAUAGUACGGAUCAAAGCGAUACGAAUGACACGGGUAAAAUCAAUACAAAUAAUAUAGAUAAGAUCGAUACAAGUAAUGCUAACAAAAUCGAUGAAGUUGUAGCUAGUUGUAGUAAAACUGUAUCAAUUUGUGAUGAUAUGAAUGAAUACGAACUUAGCGAUGAAUGGGACAACGAUAUUGAAAUAACGAUGGAAACGACCAGCAAUACGGAAUCGGAAGUAGAUUUGAACGAAUCGCGACCAUUACCGAAAAAAUAUUUUGGUAAAAAUGUUGCGAAUCCUGCUUUGACGUACAUGUUAGAGUAUAGUGGAUUACCGGAAAAACAAAUUCUUCAUCUUCUUGAACAGAAUAAACAGGACAAUCAUAAAAAAUGUACUAAUGCAUUUGCAAUAGUAGACUUGGAGAAAAAAGAUAAUUUAUUAAAUAUGCAAUGUUUAACCUCGAUAACCGAAGAUAAAGAAGAGAAUGCAAAACAUGAUUCUACAGAGAUUGUAAAAUCACUUGAUACACCGAGUACAGAAUUAUCUAAUUCAAACACAGAAAUGAAUAUCAACCUUCCAUCAGUGAUGAUAUCAAAUAUUGCAAAUAAAUCCGAAGUUAAGUCAAUAGAAGUAACUAUAAUUAAUUCUACGGAUUCAGAUACGGAUGAUUUUAUAGAGAUAGAUGAUAAAUCAGUGUCAGACAUGGAUACUAGUAUUAAUAAAAGCACUUCACCCGGAGGGAUUGAAAUACAAUUUAAAUCCGAUGAAAAAAUCGAAAAUGAUAUGUUUGCUGAUAUAUUUGAGACGCCAAACAGUGAACCGAAUACGAAAAUAGAUUCGCAAGAAUUAUUAUUUAACAAAAUACUUGAAAAAUCGAGGAACAAAUUGUUCAACGAACGAGAAACAACCUUGAAUUCAAUGGAAGACCAAAAUAAAGACAAACAGUUGCCCGAUAUCACAAAAAUGAAUGAUGUCGAUGUACAACCCAUGAAAAAUGAUACUAAUGGUACAAAUGUAAAUGUACAAUUAGAAAAAAAUCAAAUAGAGGAGACAAAUGAUAUGGAACAUACAAGUGAGUUUAAAACGGAUAGUGCGCAAGAUAAUACAGAUGAAUCUGUACUAACCAAUGUAACAGAGAAAACAAGCCCUAUACCUUUGAACGAAGACGACUUAUUAUCCUUAAAGGGACGUCUAGAGGAUGAGCAAACUGAAUUAAUGGCAAAUAUCGGUAAAUUAGAGAGGCAGGGAAUCGACAUUUCUGAUCGCAUACGGACCGAAGCUCAGGAAUUGUUACGAUUAUUUGGAAUACCAUACAUUGUGGCGCCUAUGGAAGCAGAGGCACAAUGCGCAUACUUGGAACAAAUCCAGCUCACCGAUGGUACAAUCACAGACGAUUCGGAUAUUUGGCUAUUUGGAGGACAGUGCGUUUAUAAAAAUUUUUUCAAUAAUAAUAAAAAAGUCCUUCAGUUUUGUUCAGGCGACAUACAGCAUCAUUUUAAAUUGACCCGAAACGAAAUGAUACGACUUGCGCUUUUAGUCGGUAGCGAUUAUACUACAGGUUUAAGCGGCAUUGGACCUGUUACUGCCUUAGAAGUAUUAGCAGCGUUUCCAUCAGGAGGUGACGACCUAUUGCAGGGUUUAACAGACUUCUGUUCGUGGGUGGAAACUGGUAAAGUCGCAGCUCCCGGGAAAGCGGGUUUACGAAACAAACUGCAAAACUUAAAAAUUCAUAAAGGAUUUCCGAGCCAGGCUGUGGUACAGGCAUAUCUUUUCCCAAAAAUAGACGAUUCGAAAGAAUGUUUCACUUGGGGUAAACCUAACAUGGUACUGUUAUACGACUAUACGAAAAGAAAAUUUGCUUGGGACAAAAGCAAAUUCAAUGCAAUUAUGACACCGGUUUUGAAAAGAUUAGAAGAAAAGAAAACUCAAAAAUUAAUAGACAUGUAUUUCAAAUUGCAAACCGUUCCACAGUCGAUUGAGAUGACUCUGAGUAAACGAGUACAGAAAGCUGUGCAAAAAUUAAACAACGCAGAGAACCCAGAGAAUCCAGAAAAGCCGGAAACUACAGAGGAUACUCGACAAGAAGCCCCGAAACGGAAGUUGAAAGCUUUGAAUGAAAGUCGAAAGAAAAAGAGGAGCGAACCAUGUGACGAUGAUUCCAAUAAACCUGAGAUUAGUCACGUUGCAGUUAACAACGAUAAAAAUGUCGAAGAAUAUAUACCGCAAAGAGAAAAGGAUAAGGCGAAUGCUUUGAAGAAAAAAUUACACGCGAUCGAAGUACUUAGAAAAUCAAAACAAGGAUUAUACAAAACCAAAAAGAUAAAACGUUGCGUAAGAAAAGUGAAAAAGGAAGCUGAACUUUCUGAAAGUGAUAGUUCGUAAAUCAUUUAAUAUAAUAUUAUACACGAUAAAAAUUAGCCAUCAGAUUCUCGUAUCGAUGACAUUUGAUGAGUAUGUUAAUACAAACGUGUAAAGAUCAAGCAGCGGUAUGAAGUAUACUCAAAGUAUUACAUUUAUUUAUAGAUCUCUUGUUUUAAAUACAUUAUUUUUUUUUAUAA